CAAGCAAUGAACUCUACACAGUCUCUGUGAACUACCAGCUGUUUGGGGUUAGUAAACUAACUGGCUUCCGUCAAGUACCGUAAAAUGUAGACAAGAGUGGUACAAAUCGGGCAGGAAAACGUUGAGUUUCCGCCUACGUCAUUACGCGCAUGUGCAGCCGGGGGGGAACGGAUCGGGCACUGACAGGAACCACGAUGUAAACAAAGACAAACAUCGCUAAGUGUUAAACUUCUGUUCCUCUGUUUCCUGAUAACUUUAAGCUCUUCACCUAAUAUUUCUUCUCUGAUAUUACCGUCUUAAACCCGAGCUGGUCAUCCUGCAGCGGAUCUGCGAGCUAGCUGAAGCUAAAGGAGCAGAAAUGGAUGAAAACAAGAUGGUGGCGGGUAAAGUGAAGAAGCCGGGGAAGCGUGGCCGCAAACCGGCGAAGAUCGACCUGAAGGCCAAACUGGAGCGCAGCCGGCAGAGCGCCAGAGAGUGCCGGGCCCGGAAGAAGCUCCGAUACCAGUACCUGGAGGAGCUGGUGUCCAGCAAGGAGAGGGCCAUCUGUGCCCUGAGGGAGGAGCUGGAGAUGUAUAAGCAGUGGUGUUCUGCGAUGGACGCGGGGAAAAUCCCGUCGGAGAUUAAAGCCCUGCUGACCGGAGACGAGCAGAAAACGUCUCAGAGCUCCAAGAAGAAGAACAGCAUCAGCAUGUGAAACAAAUAUAACCUUAUUAUUAUUCAGUCGUAUAUCUCCCAGCCAUGGAGCUGAGUAACCCCUAACGUUCUUUUAGAUGUUCUCCUGUUAAUGCUCUGGGAGUUUCUGCGGUUCAGACAUCAUUCAUACUUUAAUAGAUUUCUGAAGGAUUUCUAAAUCUGCGUGCCUGCCAGGCUUUACUGGAAGCUUGUAUUCUUAAAAACAGGAUUUAUUUAGCUUGAAUAAUGGCUGUGUUAUUGUAAUACAUUCAUCUAUCAAGCAUUGAUUCAUGGUAGACACCUAAAAUCCUUAGCUUGGUUCAAAUAUAGACCUACAAACCACCAGGAUCUAACUUUUAUCCCAGAAUAUCCAGAUUUUCUUUAGUAAAUGUGUGCAUUUAUUCUCCAUAAUCAGCUUUGGUUUGAUGUGAAAUGUAAAAAAGCAUGGAGACACUAAAUACUAAGUACACCUGAACAUCAGUAGGACAGGGACUCAAAAAAUCACAAUUUUAACCUCAGAAUUUAGCAUCUUACACUUUGACAUUUUCACCAUUUCUUUUCUCAGAAUUCGACGUUUUUUAUUUAUUUCACUUUUUUCUCCGAAUUCAAACUCCAUGAUUUUUUCAUUUGAAGUAGGUAUUGUUUUCCUACCUACAAUGGCCUUAAGACCACUUUCAACCAAACUCACCGUGUUUAAAAUUACCAAAAAACUAGGGCAACAAUUUGGGAUAACGUAAGGACCGAACUCACCUAAAUAAAUAACACAUUUUAGUGUCAAAACAAUUCAUAAUGAACCUUUUGAAAGUCCUAAUUGGUGAUUAAUUAAGCCCCGUGUCUGGUGAAUAAACUGGGUGUAGAGCCCCUAUAAACUCCCGUGCUUCUCUCCUGGUAUUUAUAUAUUUAGUUGAUAUUUGACUGAAAGGUGUGCAGGUGUUUCUGGCCGUCCUGCUGUAGCGAUGAUAAACCUGUACAGUGUUGUUGAUAUAUUUUUCUACUUUAUACCGAGGGUGAGCGCUCCGGCUUCUCCAGAGAGACGAUUGUAAAUGAGGACGAAAUAUAGAUUAUUAUUAUUCAGUUCAGAAGUUUGUGUUUUCCUUGCGUAUAAAUCUCUGUAAACGUCGCCUUGUUGUCCGUGAGGUGAGAAACUGUGCACUUUCUUCUCUUUGGCAGAAGCACUUUGUUAGACAAUGUAGUUUGAAGCUUUGCAACGAUCAAUAAAUGAACGUGUUAAAAAUA
This is a messenger RNA of Eleginops maclovinus (Patagonian blennie), 1908 nucleotides long. It is a transcript of the gene crebl2, whose product is annotated as cAMP responsive element binding protein-like 2. Gene Ontology annotation, cellular component: nucleus. The transcript has 3 exons. The coding region runs from base 359 to 694 and encodes 111 amino acids. The record is from RefSeq and is a predicted model, not a curated record. Lineage: Eukaryota; Metazoa; Chordata; Actinopteri; Perciformes; Eleginopidae. Gene Ontology annotation, molecular function: DNA-binding transcription factor activity. Gene Ontology annotation, biological process: regulation of DNA-templated transcription.